ACACACACCAUAUUUAUUUCAAAGUUAAUUUUCUCAAACAAACCCAAGCCGCCGCCUCCUCCCUCCUUCAGUGUGUCUCCGGCGGUCGUUACAUUGCUCCACCAUCUUCAUCCUCUCCUUUUCAUCUGUAAUUAUACUCUAUCAAAUUUAUUUCAAGUCAAAGAUGAUUUUAAAUUUCCCUACGACCAUCUUUUCGGCUAGAUCUUGACAUCCACGUACAAGCUUUUGAAAAUCCAUCACCAUAAAAAGAGUCCCCUCCAUCUUCUCUACAAAACCCAUUUAAAAAUAUCAGGAACGGACAACCUUCGCCGGUGACCACCACGCCGGAGCUUGCAACCACCGCGCCGGGAAAGAGCUUACGUGUUUUCAGAUUUUGCGGUGAUUUCAAAUCAACCAACCUUGCGUAUCUUAGAUUUGUGCUUCAACGAUGGCUGACGAGUCACAAAAAGCUGUUGCAAAUGAUUUUGUGAACUCAAAAGAAGUUGAGAAGCCUCAAAUUCAGCCCCUAAGUUUGCCAACUGUUGAGGAAAUUCGCGGCCAAGACAUUUGGAACAAUUGCGCUGUGCGCAGUGUCGUUAGUGGAGUCAUGGGAGGUGGUCUUGGCAUCGCCAUGGGAUUGUUUCUUGGAGCACUGGACAACCCUAUGAUGCAAGAGCAAAUGACUGGCAAACAACAGUUUAUAUUUCAAGCAAAGCAGAUGGGGCGAAGGAGUUGGAGUUCAGCCAAAGCAUUUGCUGUUAUGGGUUUCGUAUUCUCAGCUGCUGAGUGUGUUGUUGAGAAGGCACGAGCAAAACAUGACAUCACAAAUACGUUUGUUGCUGGAUGUACUACUGGAGCUGCUAUAUCAGCAAAAGGUGGUCCACAAGCUGCAUGUAUGGGCUGUGCUGGCUUUGCCGCAUUCUCAGUCGUCAUAGAGAAGUUUCUAGAGAGGCAUCAAUAAGUGAAUUAACUUGGAUCAAUUUUGUAUUCUUCGAUCAUAGUUUAAGUUCUUGAUCAAAAUAUUUUGCCCAUACGAUAGAGGGACGUGAUAGGGAGCAAGACAAAUUGCAAUAUUAUUUCACAUCUGUAAUUUAUUUGUAUACAAUGUCAUUGGCGGAUGCAUUCUCCGAACUUGGGAAAGCUCUGUGAUGACAUGGUUUAGUAUUGGAAAAUGCCAAGCAUUACGAAAACCAUAGGGAGCAAUAAUUGUGAUGAACUCUUUAAAGUGCUUAGCACUCCUGUUUAGUAGUAAUAGUUAAUUUCAAUAGAUUUUUCUUUGUAAUUCAUUCUUAUUUUUUGGAAUAUUUAUGGAGUAUUCCUAGGCUUCUUAAAA
Messenger RNA from Medicago truncatula (barrel medic), 1312 nucleotides. Its product is annotated as mitochondrial import inner membrane translocase subunit TIM22-4. Gene Ontology annotation, molecular function: transmembrane protein transporter activity. Gene Ontology annotation, biological process: protein insertion into mitochondrial inner membrane. NCBI's taxonomy places the organism in Eukaryota, Viridiplantae, Streptophyta, Magnoliopsida, Fabales, Fabaceae. The record is from RefSeq and is a predicted model, not a curated record. The transcript is spliced from 5 exons. Gene Ontology annotation, cellular component: TIM22 mitochondrial import inner membrane insertion complex. Bases 428 to 940 code for a protein of 170 amino acids.